AUGGAGGCCAAGAUUCUGUUGCAGCAAGGCCAUGCCUAUCGUAGUCAAAGAAACCAUAAAAAGGCAAAGGAGAUUUUCCAGAGAGCGUUGAAGAUACAAAUGAAAGAUUUUGGUGGAGAUAGUCUUGAUGUGGCCUUGACGCUCAACUACAUUGGAAAUGUGCUGCAGAGGGAAGGGAGGAGAGAUCAAGCCUUGGAGCAACACAAACGAGCUCUUGACAUACAGUUGAAGAAAGUGGGAGAAAAACAUCUUGAUACAGCAAAUACCUACAAGUACAUUGGUAUUGCACUUCUGAAACAAAAUGACGACGAAAAAGCCGAAGAAACGCUCCGUAAAGCUCUUGAUAUCAUGGACGAUCUGCCGGCAAAAUGUCUGAUUUGA
This is a messenger RNA of Cylindrotheca closterium, 381 nucleotides long. The record is from the annotation of a GenBank genome assembly. NCBI's taxonomy places the organism in Eukaryota, Bacillariophyta, Bacillariophyceae, Bacillariales, Bacillariaceae.